AUGGGAACAGCUUAUGGUGCUCGUCCUCCGUCGAACACAGCUUACUUCGUGGCCCUGGCUGGAGUGCUGUCUCUGCUCUUACUUCUGUGCUGCUACUUCAUAUACUUCUGCAUUCGAAGGGUCAAAGGUGAUAUAAGUUCAAGGGUCAAAGAACUAUCUCAGCAGCCUCUGCCGUCGCCUGUGAAGUCUGUUCGUCCCCCUCCCCCCACAUCACCCCCCUGCACCUCUCCUGCAAGAAGUUUCAAGAGCCCCACACACUACCCUGUACAACCUAGUGUACGUGAGAGUGCGACAGCAAUGGCCCGCUUGUGUCAGUUGCCACCCUCCCAAACGGACACCGUGCAUCCAAAAAGUCCUCGCACCCCUCGCACCCCUGGUACUCCUAACAUCCCUGGCACCCCUCGCACCAAUCGCACCCCUAAUACUCCCCAAGUUCUUCCACCCCCACGUAUACUUAAAUCACCGAAACACCUAGCGCCUUCUACUCCUCCACAAAAUGAAACUGUCCAAGCUCCAUGA
Molecule: messenger RNA, 519 nt
Organism: Danaus chrysippus (African queen)
Lineage: Eukaryota; Metazoa; Arthropoda; Insecta; Lepidoptera; Nymphalidae
Source: the annotation of a GenBank genome assembly